AUGGAAGGGGAGGAGGAAGAUCCGGCAGGAAAUGAAGAAGAGGAUAGGGAACAUAAUUCUAUAAUCCCAAGCCGUGAGGAGUUGACUGAAGAAUUACGAAAUAAAGUCGCAUAUAGUGAGGAAGAAGCUUACAGGUUGUACUGUGACUAUGGGCACCGUAUGGGCUUUAGUGUUCGGAAGGGAAAGCAGUACUACUUUACCGGGACCAAAACCAUCCGUACUAAAGAUUAUUACUGCUCAAAAGAAGGCUUGAAGGAUGAUGAGCAGCUUACUGAAGCAAACUUUAAUAAGCCAGAGACCAGAACUAAUUGCAAAGCGAUGGUCCGUUUUAGGGUUGAUUCUGAAGGUCAAUGGCGAGUUAUUCAAAUAAUUCCUGAACACAAUCAUGAGCUAGUUCGACCAGAAGAGAUACACUUACUGAGAUCAGUGAGGAUUCUUUCAGUUCCGAAAUCUGGUGUGCUGAAUGCAAUGGUGAAUGCUGAAAUCCAAGCAAUGCAUGACAGUUUACAUAUAAAUGAAGAUGGUACAGAAUGCCACAGCCAGCUUAGCAUCCGUAGUUACACACUGCUUGAACCAGAGGAAUGUGAGGCCCUUGUUGGAUAUUUCAAGCGCAGGACAAAUGAACAAGGUAUGUUCUAUUGGGAUGUAGAAGUAGAUCAAGAAGGCCGAAUGACUAAUUUUUUCUGGAGGGAUGGGACAAGCCGGGUUGACUAUGAUAGUUUCGGAGAUGUUGUGAUAUUUGAUACAUCAUAUCACACCAACAAGUAUAAUAUGAUAUGUGCCCCAUUUAUCGGUGUGAAUCACCACCGACAAAAUGUCAUGUUUGGCUGUGCAUUUUUGUUAGAUGAGUCCCUAACAUCCUAUGAAUGGUUAUUUAAGUCAUUCUUGGAGUCUGUGGGUGGUCGUCCUCCUAAAACAAUCUUUACUGAUCAGAAUGAAUUUAUCUCCAAGGCAAUUGAAGAUGUUCUUCCUGGGACACGUCAUUGUCUUUGUCAACGGCUCAUUGAAAAGAACAUGCUGUCCCAUUUAGGCACUAUCAAUGAUUCUGGAACAUGUCAUAGCUUGCUUAUAAAGUGCAUGAGAGGAUGUGAGUCAGAAGCAGAAUUUGAUGAAACAUGGGCGAUGAUGCAUCAUGAGUAUAAUAUGCAGGAACACCCGUGGCUCACUGAUCUGUAUCAGCAAAGGCAUAAAUGGUGCACAGCUCUUCAUAAGGAUGCAUUUGAUGGUGGGAUCGAAUCGAUGGAUAGGAAUGAGGGUUUGAACAAUGUUUUGAGCAACAUCGAUGAUGAAUCAACUUCACUUGCCACUUUUGUUCUUGAGUUGGAUAAAAUUGCAGGUAGUUGGCGUAAAACUGAGUCUUUAGAGGACAUUCAGUGCAACCAGGCUGCUACGGAGUGUACAGUUAAGCAUAACAGAAAUUUGCAACAUGCUGCCGAAGUUUACACACACAAGGUCUAUAAGUAUCUUGAAACAGAUUUUCUAGAUGGAACUGGUGCAACUUCAUAUCAGGAAGUUCAGUGUAAUGAAACAUUGUAUAAGUUUGAGUUCGUUCUGCAAAGUAGUCCAAAUGUUUGGGUAGUUUUCCUUAACACCUCUACCAUGGAGUUGAGCUGUACUUGCAAAAAAUUUGAGACCAUGGGUGUACUUUGUUUACAUGCUCUAAAUGCACUUGGUCUUAAGAAUGUCGAUAGGAUUCCUGAAAGGGCUAUGUGGUUUGUUUAUGAUCUGCUGAUGAAGAGCAAAAGUCAUCAUAAUACAAGAAAACUAAUUCUGGAUGUACUUGAAAACGGAGAAAAAUCACUGGAAAAUAUUUGUGACCUCAAAAGAUUGCAUAUGAAUCCCUUGGGAAAAGAGAAAGAUGGAAAUAGGGUUGAAAAGAGAAAGAAAAAAUCAACUAAGCAAGAGAAACAUUCAAGAAAUGUGAAACAAGUGGUUUUGCCUCAUCAGCCAGCUGACCCAGUUUUUGUCGAUCCCCCAAAUCAAGAUCAAUAUUUUGCUGCAGAAGAUAUUGCAUCAAACUCAUCUGUUGGUAGACCUUACUUCUACCAGGGAUAUCCUGCGACUAUCGUUUCAACAAGUCAGAUUCAGGGGCAUACAAAUAUGCAUUCUGAGCCUCAGUGUGCAUCUCAGGAAUAUUCAGCUUAUGGCGCAGUUCAGCCACCAUCGCAAUUUGGUGGUGGAAGAAAUUUCUGA
Miscanthus lutarioriparius is the source of this 2193-nucleotide messenger RNA. The record is from the annotation of a GenBank genome assembly. NCBI's taxonomy places the organism in Eukaryota, Viridiplantae, Streptophyta, Magnoliopsida, Poales, Poaceae.